AUGGAUGUGGAUGUUUUUGCUGUGGGGGGGGGAGGGCCGGGAGCUGGAACUGGAGAUGGGGCUGGAGCUGGAGCUGGGGCAGGGGCUGGAGCAGGGGCUGGUGUUGAAGUAGGAGUGGAUGUUGGGGGAGAUGUGGGGGUGAAUGCAGGGGUGGAUAUGAAUGUAGAUGCUGGAGCUGGGCCCGGGGUAGGUGUUGGGGCUGGGGUUAAACCAGGAGUUGGGCCUGGGGUUAAGCCUGAUCCCAAUGGGAAGCCAAAACCAAAGCCAAAGCCUAAAGGGGGGAAGAACUACCCGAUUUUGAUCGCAGUUAACAACAUGCCGGAAGGUCCAGCAUUUAAGCCCAGCACCAAACCUGUGUCUGUCUCUGAGGAUCCCAACAAAAUGCCGAAGGAUGGAGUGAUCGCGUCGUACCCUGCUGUGGACGGAGAUACAGGGGAGCCUGCUGAGGACGUCAGGUAUGCCAAAGCCUAUGACCCAGACAGCUGGGUGACCAUCGAUGACAAGACAGCUGAGAUAAGACUUAUCAAGACGCCAGAUCGAGAGUCUAAGUUCUUGGUGAAUGGGACAUACUUUGCCAAGAUACUCGUCAUUACCCAAGAUAUGCCCUCUAAGACAGCCACGGGCACCAUAGCCAUCCAGGUCCAAGACUCCAAUGACCACUGCCCCAUGCUGACUACUACCUAUGAGAGCGUGUGCUCGGGCAAACAUACGGUCAACGCCACCGCGUUCGACGAGGAUGUCUCGCCCAAUGGAGCUCCGUUCACCUUCACCGUGGUGGCUGAGGGGACACGUGGCAAAUGGGAAAUAGAACACAUCAAUGGCACGACGGCUGUCUUGCGAUCUACUGAGGCAUUAUGGCCGGGUGAGUAUGAGGUGAGCGUGGCGGUAGCAGACGAGCAGGGCCUGUCCUGCCCAGAGCCACAGGUGUUCAAGGUGGAGGUAUGUACCUGUUUGGAGGGGGAAGACUGUGGCUCCAGGACUAUCAGUUUACGCCAAAAGACCACCGACGCCAUAAUUGGUACCCCUGCCAUCGGACUGCUCAUCUUAGCCAGCUGUGUUCUGCUACUGGUACCUCUGAUGCUGCUGUUCUGUCAGUGUAGAGGAGCCUUCGCUGACCAGUUCACUGACCUGCCGUUCGAUGCCAAGGAAUACCUCAUAUCCUACCACACUGAGGGAAAGGGAGAGGAUAAGGAGGUGCCCCUACUCAGUAUUCCUACAACCGUAACUGAUGGAAGGGCUGCACUAGGAACAGGAUCAAUUCGGCCAGCAAACAUCGCCACAAAAUCCUCACGUAAUACUUCAAACAAUAUACGUCCGAGCAGUGGGGUCUCCAGUGAGGACAUGCAUACACUGCGUCGGGAGCAGAGCCACAUGGGUAUGGAGAUGGACUACACCUAUGGACUCCAGAAUGGUGGAGGCUUUGAGGCUAGUAUGGGGCUGGGAAGCAGCACCAUGCAUUCCAGAUACACCACACACACCUCACAUGUCAAACAAGACAUCUAUGAGGACAUGGCACUCCCAUGUACUUUCCUGGAUGGCUACUACUCACAGAAAGUGACAUGUGCAUCUCAGAACCCUCCACUGAAAGACAGUAAGUUGGUGUAUGACUACGAGGGCCAGGGCUCUCCUGUCGGCUCGGUGGGAUGCUGCAGCCUCCUGGAAUCUGACAACGACCUCCAGUUCCUCAAUGACCUGGGGCCAAAGUUCAAGACCCUGGCUGACAUCUGCUCUCCUCCAAAACCUCAACCCAAACCUCAACCCAAACCUAGAAUGGUGGAGCGCAUCUUCGAGCCAAAACACCCCGAAAUCAAAAGAGAGAGCAUCGUCACCGCCAGCAAUGUCAACAUCACCAAAUCUUCCAUUAGAAAUGUCAAUAUCAACCAAUCGUCCACCAGCACCAGCAGAGUCAAUAUCUCCCAAACACCUCCCACCAGUCCCCCUGCCACUGGGGUUAGUAACUUCUCUAACAGUCAGUGCGCCACUUUCCCACCGCCCCCUACGCAGACGAUUCUGCUGCAGCAACAGCCUAUGUACUACACCACCAUGCAGCCCGUGGUGCAGCCCCUGAUGCAACCCAUACAGUAUGUACUGGCUGAUGGCGGCUCUACCACCAACCUAAAGCGUAUGGUAGUGCUCAACGGGCCCCCUGUGUCUGGAAGCAUGGGAAGUCUGGGAGGCCUUGUCAUCCAAGGCAACAGGGUCAUAUCAGAGACCUCCACUAGCCCCAUCAGUCCCAGUACCCCAGGAAGCCCCACCAUGCUGGGGCUGGGUAGUCCCAGAAGCCCUGGGUGGAUCCAAGGCUCCCUACCCAGGGGUGGCCUGGGUGGUCUGUCUGUAGUGGGGCACAGCCCUGAUGGUAACUAUGUUUACAUGGAAAGGCAGGUUAAUGUAAGUGGAGAGCCACAGGUGGGGUAUGGGGUCCCAGGUGUACCUUCUCAGGGCAGUUUGCCCAGGGGUGCGUUCCUGUUGAAGGAGGCUGCUCCCCCUCAGGGGGUUUUAGGCCUGGCAGCCCAGGGUGUGGGUGGGGGUGGUGGAGGUGUGUAUGGCGUUAUGCCAGGACACACCUUUACAAGGGUGAGGCAGGUUGGGGGUGGGCCUAUUGGGGUUGGGCCGGCUGGAAUGGGGCCAGGGGGGAUAGGGCAGAUAGUUAUAGGAUCGCAGGGACUCCCAAUGUGGGUGCCACUGAGCCCCCCAGGGGGUAGCCGUGGACAGAUGGAGGGGGCAGCGCCAACAGGUGAUUCUCAACCAACUCCGGUUACUGUUGAAAUACCAGAGUCCAGAGUGGCAGAGAUUGAGAGGAAACUGGUGUUUGAGGGCCAUAGUGAACCAGACUUAGUGACUGUGGAGGGUGAGGUGGAGUCUGUUAAACUAGUAGCAGAAGAAGCUGUUUGUUCAGCCCUAAAGGCUACAGGUGAUGUAGAGGAAUCUGAAGAGGAUGACGAGGUGGGAGAGAGUCUGGUCACCUCUCGCCAAAUCGCUGAAGUCAAAACACUAAGAGAAGAAGUAGACGAUAGUGACAAUGUUGUAGGAGAGGAGAUGGAGUCUGCUGUUGAGACAGUUGAGGAAGUAGAGGCUAGUGCUGACCAACAGACAGAGUCCACAGUAGCUACAGAAGAGAUUGAGUCCCCUAGCGAAGAAUUGGCCGAGGACCUAGAGGUGACCUCUUCAACACCAGAGGCUACAGGUGAGGUUGCUGUUGAGGCAGGUGAGGCUAUAAAUGCAGUGGCAGGUGCAGCAGUGGAUGAUACAGUAGUGGAGGCUGCGGGUGAGACAUCAGGUGAGGCCGCAGGGGCAGCUGGUGGGUCAGAACAGGCCCCAAAGACAUUGGCUUCAUCUUUCCGUAGCAAAUUCAGGAUGGGCUCCAAGAAAGAAUCUACUCCCAAGAGUCCAAAGAGUCCCACAGCAAAGUGCAAACAACAGUGA
Oncorhynchus tshawytscha (Chinook salmon) is the source of this 3423-nucleotide messenger RNA. RefSeq names its product desmoglein-2-like. Gene Ontology annotation, cellular component: plasma membrane; desmosome. The transcript is spliced from 8 exons. NCBI's taxonomy places the organism in Eukaryota, Metazoa, Chordata, Actinopteri, Salmoniformes, Salmonidae. Bases 1 to 3423 code for a protein of 1140 amino acids. Gene Ontology annotation, biological process: homophilic cell-cell adhesion. Gene Ontology annotation, molecular function: calcium ion binding. The record is from RefSeq and is a predicted model, not a curated record.